Molecule: messenger RNA, 915 nt
Organism: Dothidotthia symphoricarpi CBS 119687
Lineage: Eukaryota; Fungi; Ascomycota; Dothideomycetes; Pleosporales; Dothidotthiaceae
Exons: 4
Coding region: 1-915 (304 amino acids)
Source: RefSeq, a predicted model, not a curated record
AUGACUUGUCGGGUCCGAACACAUGCCGCGCUUGAAGCACUGACCUCAGCUCUCGUCGGCGAGUCUCAUGGCAGAGACCGUAUUCACACUCUUGCGGACCGUAUGUGGGAAAAGACAAGAGAGAUCGCAGCUGCAGAUCUUGAUACAACCGGAAAGGUUCCCUGCGAAACUGGUCAACACGAAGUCGAAAGUCGAAAGAAAGCGAAAAAGUCAGAAGAAGGGUCUUGUACGAGCCCGGGAUACCAUGUGCCUCAUUGUGGAUGGCCACUAGGACAUGGAUCUUCCCGACGUCGACGCGGUAACUUCAUACUCCAACCAUCGGAGGUUUAUGGUUUAAGAACAGAUAUAUUACACUUGAAUUUUUUGCGACCCACAAACCGCGGUUUGACUUCACUCUUGGCUGGUGAGGGUCAUGAGGGAAAAGCUUACAAGGUGCAAGAGUCUCGUGUGUGUUUUGGUGUCGUCGAGAAGAUCGCAGGGCAGCAACGUGUUGCACGAAGGACUGGCAAAGGCCAGCCAGCAAGAAGGCAGAAAGAGGUGUCAGUCUUGCCAGACACAUGGAACUUGCCUUACAAAAAGCUUUCACCCCGCAUCGCGUACCACUUCGACGGGCGACUCGACCUCUGCGUAAACGUCAAGGGCGAUGAGGUCGAUUGUGAACGUACGGGUCACAAUCUAUUCAGGACUUUUGUUGCUGCUGUUAUUGCCCGCAGAAGAGAGGUCGCACUGGAGCUAGAGAGCUCACCACCAAGACCAACGCGUUUACAACGCAGCCUCGGACAAAGAACUAGAAAGCCGAAGCUCGCUCAGUUGCAUCUUAUGGAGGCCAGGGACACUGACCGUGGCCGCUCUGCAGCGGCUGUUGUACAGACCAGGCAGGCUGCAGCUCGGAGCGGCGGACAGCCCAGUCUAUAG